AUGCGGCCCGGUGGCCACACGGAAACUGCUGAGACACAGAUCUUCCCGAUAGGCGUUUCGACGUGCGUUUCCCAAACCCGGCCAAAAAGCGCGGCAAUGCUGGUGUGGCUUCACGGCGGGGGCUUUCUCAUCGGCGACGGCUCGCCGCGGGAGUACGGCCCCGAGCUGCUGCUGGACCGCGGCGUCAUCGUGGUCACGCUCAACUACCGCCUGGGCGUGCUGGGGUUCCUGUACGGAGGCCCUGGUUCGGGUGCGCCGGGCAACGCUGGGCUGCGCGACCAGGCGCUGGCACUGCUCUGGGUGCGCGACAACGUGGCGGGGUUCGGCGGCGACCCAGGGAGGGUGACGGUGUGGGGGGAGAGCGCUGGCGCCAUCGGCGCCCACAUGCACAGCAUGGCCGCCGCCGCCCCGUUCCAACGCCUCAUCCUGAGCAGUGGAGUAGCCAUCCUGCCCUGGGCCGUGCAGGACCGACCACUCGACGCCCUCCAGAGGCUGGCUGACACCGUGGGCUGGCCGUCGACGCGGAGCCCCGACCACCCCCGCGACCUCGUCCAGUUCCUGAGGAAGGUGCCCACUGAGCACCUCGUCGCGGCGGGUGGCGCCUUCGAGACCAUGACGGUCGGUACAGCACAGGCCGCAGGGCGAGCCAGGGAGGGUUUAAUCAAAUUUGCUUCUUGGUUACCACGCAUACUUGCAUCCACCUCGAUCCAACUACAUCGAAUGCCAGCGCCCUAG
Thrips palmi is the source of this 735-nucleotide messenger RNA. Its product is annotated as cholinesterase 1-like. The coding region runs from base 1 to 735 and encodes 244 amino acids. NCBI's taxonomy places the organism in Eukaryota, Metazoa, Arthropoda, Insecta, Thysanoptera, Thripidae. The record is from RefSeq and is a predicted model, not a curated record. The transcript is spliced from 4 exons.